AUGCACUCAAAAUUGCCUAGAUCGACUGUCGACAUUUCAAAAAUGGCAUCUGUAACUGUGGCCAAUCUGCAUGUAAAAUGUAGAAAUUCUCCAUACCCUCGCACUUCCGACAUACAAAGGUAUCCUGUUCCUGAUGAUAAAGUCAGUUGGAAUCUAUCUUGGCCUGAAUAUCAUCCGGUAGCGUACACAGCCCCAGGAAUAUCUAAAAAGCCAUGGGCUGAUCCGGAUAAUCAUGAUGGAAAAUAUAAAGCUAUUCAGUUUAAUAAAAUUGACGGAAUACUUGAUAGAACAAGUUUUAUGGGUCAGUAUAAAUUCAGUACUGAUGGAUUACCAUUAAAUCCUUGUGGACGUACGGGAAUCACUGGACGUGGUGUCCUUGGUCGUUGGGGUCCUAAUCAUGCUGCUGAUCCAAUUGUAACACGAUGGAAGAUUGACAACUCAGGUAGUCGAUGUUUAAAUAAGACUACUGGACGUCCAAUUCUUCAGUUUGUUUCUAUUCGUCGGAAAGAUUCUGGUCAAUGGGCCAUCCCUGGGGGUAUGGUAGACGCUGGUGAAAAUUAUACAUCUACGUUAAAAAGGGAAUUUUCUGAAGAAGCUUUAAAUUCUACAACAGCUUCACCAAAAGAAUUAGAAGCGAUCGUAAAACGUGUUGAUGAUGCUUUUCAUCAUGGAGUUGAAAUUUAUAAGGGUUAUGUGGAUGAUCCACGUAAUACAGAUAAUGCAUGGAUGGAAACUGUGGCAGUAAAUUUUCACGAUGAAGUUGGCAAUUGUCUAGCGUUAUUUCCAUUAACUGCAGGUGAUGAUGCAGAUGCUGUACGUUGGACAGAUAUUAAUUCUGAUCUACAACUUUAUGCAAGUCAUCGUGAUUUUAUUAAAUUAGUUGCUGAAUUAAGAAAUGCACAAUGGUAA
Molecule: messenger RNA, 909 nt
Organism: Schistosoma mattheei
Lineage: Eukaryota; Metazoa; Platyhelminthes; Trematoda; Strigeidida; Schistosomatidae
Source: the annotation of a GenBank genome assembly